CGUUUAGAUAACCUUUAAUAGCCGAUUCUCUCCAGAGUGCUCCACCCACCAAAAUUUUUUUGUCAUUUUGGUUCAGAAAUCUUCCAUUUUCAACCCAACAAUAUAUGCCUACUUUAUUUGCAAGAGAUUUUGUUGCAACAAAUCCCCUGUUAACCAUUAAGUUCAAUUAAGGAUCUUGGCAUGACGUGAAGAUCUUUUUACACCACAACUACUUGUACUGAAACGCACAAUACUAAGCAACGGCGCCCGCUGCGACCCAUGAUUCUCAGCCUUGUGACACGUUUCAUUGCGUACAGGUUAACGUGCGCCUCUGCCACAAUUAAUUUGUCGUGAACUGCAUGCGUAACGAAGGGUCAAAUAUCAGGCGCGAAAGCACGAGACAAACUUCGAUGCCUCUCUUUUUAUUUAUUUAUUUAUUUAUUUUUGUUGCUGCUUGUUCACUGUUGAAUGUUCAAUUAUAUGUCGCUACAACUUGAGAAUUUAACAUGAGGUGGAAUGUCAGAAUGAGAUCAUUAUUAAUAGGAUUUGGGGAAAUUAAAAUAGAGCAGGUAAAAAAUGGAGGUAAGCAAAAGCUAAAAGUGAUGUGAUGUGAUCCUCGUAAUCCACGUGCUAGAAUGCGCCAUAUACUAAGCAUUAUAGGCCGGCCUCCAUCCUUUUUUUUUUUAAAAGAACUUUUUUUUUUCCUUUCUUUUUAAUGCUGGAUGUAAGUACUGUUGUUGAGUUUUCGUGUUGUGUUGGUGUUGGCUCUGCUUUUUGCAUUUCUUUACUACUUAGUAUUGCAUUUGGUCUUUAAAUAUUUAUACACAGUUUAAAGCUGCAACGGAAUCGCUUUUUACUGAAAGUGUGUGCGCAGGAUAAGAGCAUGCACACUCUUUCCAGUUUCAAGCAAGUAUAUAGCUACUCUUUGUAGACAGGGAGAGAGAGAGAGAGAGAGAGAGGGCGAGGCUUUGGGUUGAAGAAAGAAUCAGGUCAGUUUUAUUGUUAUUGUGAUGACUGAUGAGUGAAUUUCAUUGAAAGGUCGGUUUCUUUGAGGAGAUAAAAACAAGAACAAAGAGAGACUAUUCAUACUUUGGUUGGCGUGCUUCGAUGCAAACUGAUGAGUUUUUAUCUUGGGUUGUGUAAAAGCCCCUCCUUGUAGAUUGUUUUUUCAGGAGCUACCAACCUUUUCUGCAGGCGUUGUUCUUUGAGGUUGGAAUCUUGAAGGUUCUUCUUUGCUCACCUCCAUUGGUUGAUGUUCAAUAACCUUAGAUUCCUUGACAUGGGUCAAUCCUAGUUUUGGAUGAUUGGAAUAGAAGAAAAAGGAAGAUGAGAUAUUGAUAAAAGGGUUUAGCUUUUGGAUUUUGCUUUUUGUCAUAAAGAAGAUGGGCUUUGUUGAAGAGAAGAUCAAAGUUGGAGGCUUGGUUGGUCGAGCACAGACUACUUUGCUAGAGGAAAUGAAGAUGUUGAAAGAAAUGCAGGAUCAGUCUGGGACAAGGAAAGCUAUAAAUUCGGAGCUAUGGCAUGCCUGUGCAGGUCCCCUUGUGUCUUUGCCUCAGCUGGGUAGUCUUGUGCAUUACUUCCCUCAGGGACAUAGUGAACAGGUAGCAGUUUCUACUAAGAGAUCGGCAACUUCACAAAUCCCUAACUAUCCUAAUCUUCCAUCUCAGUUGCUGUGCCAAGUUCACAAUGUUACGCUACAUGCAGACAAAGAUACAGAUGAAGUCUAUGCUCAAAUGAGUCUUCAACCAUUGAACUCUGAAAAAGACAUCUUCCCUAUACCAGACUUUGGAAUAAAGCCCAGCAAACAUCCAACUGAAUUUUUCUGCAAAACUCUGACUGCAAGUGAUACAAGCACACAUGGUGGCUUCUCAGUGCCACGCAGGGCUGCAGAGAAGCUGUUUCCUCCGUUGGAUUACUCAAUGCAACCUCCAACACAAGAACUUGUUGUUCGUGACUUGCAUGAUAAUACCUGGACAUUUCGCCAUAUAUACCGUGGGCAGCCGAAAAGGCAUCUUCUCACAACAGGGUGGAGUUUGUUUGUUGGGUCUAAAAGGCUCAGAGCAGGUGAUUCUGUUUUGUUUAUCAGGGAUGAAAAAUCACAGUUAUUGGUGGGUGUAAGGCAUGCAAAUCGCCAACAAACAGCAUUACCUUCAUCAGUACUAUCAGCUGAUAGCAUGCACAUUGGUGUACUUGCUGCUGCAGCUCAUGCUGCUUCCAAUCGUAGCCCAUUUACUAUUUUCUACAACCCGAGGGCAUGUCCUUCAGAAUUUGUUAUUCCUGUGACUAAAUACAGAAAGUCUGUAUAUGGGACCCAAAUUUCAGUUGGUAUGCGGUUUGGAAUGAUGUUUGAAACGGAGGAGUCAGGCAAACGGAGAUACAUGGGAACGAUAGUUGGGGUUAGUGAUUUGGAUCCACUGAGGUGGCCUGGUUCCAAGUGGCGAAACCUUCAGGUAGAGUGGGAUGAGCCAGGGUGUAGUGAUAAGCAGAAAAGGGUUAGUUCAUGGGAAAUUGAGACUCCUGAAAGUCUGUUCAUAUAUUCGUCUCUGACUUCAGGACUUAAACGACCAUUUUCUUCUGGAUUUUUAGAAACUGAGUGGGCAAAUUUAUUGAAACGACCUCUUAUCUGUCCUGAGCUUGGAAAUGGGGUUAUGCCUUACUCUCCAUUGUCAAACCUUUGUCCUGAGCAAUUGAUCAGGAUGAUGCUGAAACCUCAGCUGUGUAAUAGUUCUGGAACCUUUGCCUCUUCUCUACAACAAACCUCUGAUGCCAAGGGAGCACCAUUAACGGAAGAAGAGGGGAAAACCCUGCAGGCUAUAGUCAAUCAGAAACCUCAGCUUAUCCAGUCAGAAAAUGCAAGGAUAGAAAACCAAAAUACUUCUGGAUUAUGUGUUGAUCAAAGUAAUAAUUUAAAUAUAAGUUCAUCAAAACCAAAUCCUCCAAUUAAAUGUGAGAAGCAAACUCCAACUGGAAAUGAUAAUUUGAGGUCAGAACCUGAGCAAUCAACUGAUCAGUUUAGUCAUCUAUCUUUAAUUGGAGAGAACAGCAUGGAAAAACUGGUGACUAGUCUAAAUCCACAAAACUUAGUAAACCAACUUACAUACCAUAACCCAAACCAGGCUCCAAUGCAAUUGCAAACCAGUGCUUGGUCAAUGCAGUCACAACUGGAAUCGGCUGUAUCGCACGGGCCACCAAUUAAUAUACCCCAAUAUGAUUCUGGUAAUCUGAAUGGCUUACUUCCUUUUGUAGACACUGAAGAAUGGAUAUCGCACACUACUAGUCAGUCACUUGCUGGUAUGUAUGGUAAAACGGCGCCAUUACCCAUGUCUGGAUUUCAAGAUCCUUCAGCAGUGUUCCCUGAAGUAAUCAAUCCCUCUUUACCUUCACAAGGCCAGGAGAUGUGGGAUCAUCAUCUGACUAAUUUGAGGUUUUUAUCGCAAGUUGACCCAUUUACUCCAUUUGCUCAGCAAGACCCCUGUGGUGUAAACACCAAUGGGCUGAGGGAUUUGUCAGAUGAGAGCAAUAAUCAAAGUGGGACUUACAGCUGUGUUAACAUUGAUGCUAGCAACGGUGCAAAUACUAUGAUUGAUCAUUCUGUCUCAAGUGCGAUUCUGGAUGGGUUUUGUACAUUGAAGGAUGCUAAUUUCCAGAAUCCUUCUGAUUGUUUAAUUAACAAUUUCAGCUCUAGCCAGGAUGUUCAAUCUCAGAUUACUUCUGCAAGCCUAGCUGAUUCUCAGGCUGUCUCUAGGCAAGACUUCCAAGACAACUCAGGUGGCACUUCUUCAAGUAAUGUGGAUUUUGAUGAAAGCGGUCUAUUGCAGAAUACCUCAUGGCAGCAAGUAGCUACACCUGUGCGGACAUAUACCAAGGUUCAAAAGGCAGGAUCAGUUGGGAGGUCCAUUGAUGUCACGACAUUUAAAAAUUACGAUGAACUUUGCUCUGCCAUUGAGCAUAUGUUUGGGCUUGAGGGUCUGCUGAAUGACCCCCGAGGCUCUGAAUGGAAAUUGGUGUAUGUAGAUUAUGAAAAUGAUGUUCUACUUGUGGGAGAUGACCCUUGGGAAGAAUUUGUUGGGUGCGUCCGGUGCAUAAGAAUUCUGUCACCUCAAGAAGUAAAGCAGAUGAGCGAAGAGGGAAUGAAGCUUCUUAACAGCGCUGCAAUGCAAGGCAUCGACUGUUCCAUGGCAGGUGGUGGCUGUGCGUGAGGUGGUCAUCAGUAAAUCUCAAUCAACCCAUCGCCAGAUAGUCUUCCAAUUUCUUCCUGACGGCAUUGUUUAUGAAAGGAGAAGAUCCUGUGAGUAUAAUGUGAUCGACCUGGAAAAAUAUAUGGAUGAUGUUGUAAACAGUGCUUCCAGAAAGGCCUAGAAGCCAUUCAUCACCUUUGUUUUAGUUUUUAAGUGACGGCAGACUGAUGAAUCAAUGAAUGUAAGGUGAAAUUUGUUAAGUAGGAAGUGAAACUACUAAUAUUAGGAUCAUCCUAUUAUUGCAUAUCAGAUUAUGAAAUGCCUUUUUGCCAUUGGCAUUGGACUUGUAUUUUGGGCCUUGGGCUAACCAAUUCUCUAAGAAGAAUUUAUGUAAAGAUAAGAAUUGUCAUUAAUUUGGAUUAGGGGUGAAUUCGUUUUAAAUAGAUUCGACUUUGGAUCCA
Mangifera indica (mango) is the source of this 4618-nucleotide messenger RNA. RefSeq names its product auxin response factor 5-like. The transcript is spliced from 14 exons. Bases 1362 to 4178 code for a protein of 938 amino acids. Gene Ontology annotation, cellular component: nucleus. The record is from RefSeq and is a predicted model, not a curated record. Lineage: Eukaryota; Viridiplantae; Streptophyta; Magnoliopsida; Sapindales; Anacardiaceae. Gene Ontology annotation, biological process: regulation of DNA-templated transcription; response to hormone. Gene Ontology annotation, molecular function: protein binding; DNA binding.